GUGAAAUUGGCAGCAGUAUGGUGUGCUUACAGAAGAGCCUUGAGACACUGAGGAUACCCGGGGGCUUUCUCUGCAACACAGAACAGAGAAGCACAGGACACUAGCAGGCAGUGGAAACAGACCAUCGGGCUGAGAAGGUGUAUGCAGUCAUUGUCUUGCUGUACGAACAGACUUCAUGUGAUGUGAGCCCUGCUCCGAUGAACCCUCUCUCACAGUCACACUCCGUUCCCCUAGCAGAAGGAAUAUGCCGUACCAUAUUGGACAUGAAUGCAAACCAUGUGGUAGUCACGCAGGAAGCUUUAAUGGAGCAGUUAGACAAAAACUAUCCAGGCAUUACGCUUCCCUCCCACAAAACCUUACAUAAGAUUCUUGGCACUCUAAUUAAAGAAAGAAAAAUCUAUCAUACAGGAGAAGGAUACUUCAUUGUGACUCCCAGCACAUACUUUAUCCCAAGUGACACCAUAGAAGACAAGAGAGAGGUCCCCCCAUUGGAGAAGAGUUGUUGCUGUUCAUCACCUUCCAUCAUUUACCUGGUAAACUUUGAGUGCUGUGCAGACCUGAUGAAAGAAAAUGUUUCUGCAGUGUCUCAUUACAGAUCCUGCUAUUGUUUCCCCGACCAGAAUAUGCUUGGUGUAAAACAAUGGCACCUAAUGAACCAUGAACCUAAUGGAAGAGGGAGGAAAGGCUGCAAUGAACUUAAGCCUUCCAUUCAAACUCAAGGAAUCGCCACAUCUGCUGAAAAACAUUCCUGGGACACAAUCAGAUCCCUGACAUCUGUGAAAGAGAAACUGAAAAGCAAAAGGUUUGGCCUUGGCCUUUUCUGGAGAAGUGCUUCUAAAAAAGAAAAAAUGAAGAAGGUGUACUCCACUUUUUCAGCCCAGUUUCCACCUAAGGAGUGGCCAGUCAGGGAUGAAGAGGACUUAGAUAAUAUUCCACGUGAUAUUGAACAUGAAAUCAUCAAGCAUAUUAACCCUACCCUUACAAUUGACAAUUUGAUUAAACACACAAUAUUAAUGCAGAAAUUUGAGGAGCAGAAAAAAUAUACUAGUGAUGGUACCUUGGCUGAAGCAUCAAUACGCAGGCAAAAGCAUCCUUCAGAGGAUUAUAGUCCAAAGAUGGAAAGUAAACCAUCAAAACACACCUGUAAAAACAAAUCAAAGAAAGAGAAGCACAUUAGCAGAAGCAACAGGAAACCUCAUAUCCAUGAGCUAACAUCCGAAAGUGCAAAACUGGAAGAGAACCCUUCACUGCCUAUCAGAAAUCAAGAGCCAUCCAACAUAGCAGUGGAAUCCCAUGUCAUAUAUAAAAAACAAAUCAAGAACCCUUUUCAGGGUCUGUCACGAAGACACAGCUUUCAUGCAAAGGGAUACAAAAGCAUUGCUAACAAACAGAUCAAGUCCAGGACUCGAAAGCAAGAAAGGGCUUUUCAAAAGCCACAGUCCUUGAACUCCCCCAAAAUCUUUGACUACAAAAAUGAAGAGCUGGCUAUGGAAAAGCAGACUUACAUAGCUAAGCACAAUGUACUACUCCACCCUAGCAGGUCUUCCCUCCAACUAAGGAUAGACAGUUUACGUGGAAACUUCAAUUAUCCCCAAGGCAGUAUUUUGCAAACAGAUAAUAAAAGUAAAUGCUUUCUGGAGAGUAAUAUUUCUGAAGAAAACAUCUACAGGAGAAAAGUCCAAAAUGAUCCAGAGGACGCUAUAAAAUCCCCUUGCUCCUACGCUGAAGAUGAGAGUGUAUGCAAAGAAGAUGCACAAGUUUCAUUACAUUCGAAAGAUGAGUGUUGCAGGAGCAAAGCUGAUGCUGUAUGUGAGUUAGUAGAUCAGACAGCAAAAGAAUUUAAAAAUGUCUGUCUUUCAAAUUAUACUGCCAAAGUUAACAUGGUAAGAAAAAAAGGUAAGAAAUACAGACAAAAGACUGAUGAAAAGAGUGAACUUGUAUUUAAAUAUGACUGUGCCAGCCAUCCACGAUCAGUGAAGCUGGAAAGUGAAGGAUUUACUGACAACUGUCAUCUUCUGUACCAAAAAGCACAGGAUGGUAACAUCUGUAACUCAUUACAUCUGGAUGACAAUUUUGAACUAUGUCACCUGCCUCCUGGCCAUGCUCUUUCAACUACAAGAGACAGCAGUGCAGCUGUGCAAAGGCUGUACCUAAAAAACUGUAAGGUUAAUACUUACCCUGCCCAGCACAACACAACUGUAAGUAAAGAUGUCUCAGGAGAACAUGUUUGUAAGGAAAGUGUUAGUUUUGCAGAAUCAAUAAAUGGCUCAAAAGAGCAUCCAAACACAGACUUCCCAGAAAGAAGUCGUUUGUGCAGUCAAGUUCUUCCAACAGGUCACAGAAAGGAAUUAGAAACUGGCCUGAAUAACUGUAUGAUGGCUCCAGCUGCAGCAGAUUUCUGCCCAGCUAAUGAGGCUGACUCAGAUGCUGAUGCUUUGCAGAACUUCGCCUAUGAGAUGGGCACAGUAGUAGCUUGCUGUGUUUUGGGCUCACAGGCUGAACAAGCAAGAAACCUUCUGGGGAAAGAUCUAUUUGUUAAGGAUGCUUGCACUGUGACACCAGGACAGAAGCACCCAGAAGGGAUGGAAAACCACAGCAUUACAGGAGACAGUGGAAUUGACUCCCCAAGGGGAGGUGCUCCAGACCACUGAUCAUCUUCAUGGCCUUCCUUUGGACCCACACAGAUACUUUCUGAUCUGUGUCCUCUUUGUGAUAAGGGUCCUAGAGCUGGACAUAGUCCUCCAGGUGAGGUCUUACCAGAGCAGAGCAGAAGUGGUAAAAUCACCUCUCCUGAUCUACUGGCCACUCUGCUUUUGAUACAGGCCAAUUCUGCCAUGUAAUUUUAUAUGAGUACUACCCCUAAAUCAGCUGUACAAAUGUUGCUGUUUAUAUUCAUAUUUUGCAUCAAUUUGCAAGAAAAUAUUUGAGUUCUGCCUUGCAGAUGGAAAUGGCUAAGUGCAGAAAUGCUAAGAAAUAUGGCAAUUGAUAAACUCAGUGUUAAACGUGAUGAUUGACAAACUCCUGUUAGCAGACAGGUUCAGAUGCAUGUGACAUUACAGACAUUGUCACACUUUCCCCAGAUGUAGGUGAAGACUAAGAAGAACUUUAAGGAGGUGCUCAAUCAAAACUUAAAGUAUAAAAAUACCACCUGACUUGCUGACAACAGACAGGAAAAUGUGUACAUCACAUAGGGUAACUAUACUUGAAAAAAAAACUAAAUUGAAACCAAAUUGGUAGGAAACAUUUUUUUUACUCUGUUGCAUGUCAAUAAUACCUAUAAAACUCCUAACUAAAUUAGCAAAAAUGCAAAAUGCUGUGAGGGAAAAAUAGAUCUUUUAGUAACAUCACAAAUUAUGAAACUUAACCAUUUGAGUUUUAGUUUUAGUUAGAUAUCUAUGUAUGGAGGAACAAAUCACACAGUACAUUUUAUGAGGCAGUUCUGGUGUGGGUUUCUUUGAAAUCUGUGGGACACUCUUUAGCAAACUGUAUUUCAAAUGUUCACUUUGAUUGUAUUGUCAUCUGUGGCACCAGAAGCUAAGGCAACUCAGUUAAUUUUUAGAAUGUGUAAUAAUUGUAGUAUUUCAGAUGAACUGACAAGAAGCUUCCUGACAAAUUCUGAGAGUAUAAAGAGGACAAAGCAGAAGGAAAAUUGCAAUGAAAUUCCUUGCUU
Messenger RNA from Pogoniulus pusillus (Red-fronted tinkerbird), 3670 nucleotides. RefSeq names its product storkhead box 1 (gene STOX1). The transcript has 5 exons. Gene Ontology annotation, cellular component: cytoplasm; nucleus. NCBI's taxonomy places the organism in Eukaryota, Metazoa, Chordata, Aves, Piciformes, Lybiidae. The record is from RefSeq and is a predicted model, not a curated record. Gene Ontology annotation, biological process: regulation of transcription by RNA polymerase II. Bases 198 to 2651 code for a protein of 817 amino acids. Gene Ontology annotation, molecular function: RNA polymerase II transcription regulatory region sequence-specific DNA binding.